Tarenaya hassleriana is the source of this 516-nucleotide messenger RNA. RefSeq lists its product as uncharacterized. The record is from RefSeq and is a predicted model, not a curated record. The transcript has 2 exons. The coding region runs from base 1 to 516 and encodes 171 amino acids. NCBI's taxonomy places the organism in Eukaryota, Viridiplantae, Streptophyta, Magnoliopsida, Brassicales, Cleomaceae.
AUGACUCAACUCGCUUAUGUCUAUAAUAUCGAGGGAGAUCCUAGGACGUACGACGAAAUGAUGAAAUCGCAGGACGUCGCUUUCUGGAAGGAAGCAAUAAAUGAUGAGAUGGAUUCCAUCAUGAGUAACAAUACAUGGAUCUUAGUAGAUCCACCUCCAAGUUGUAAACCUAUAGGUUGCAAAUGGAUCUUCAAAAAGAAGAUGAGAGUCGACGGGACAAUAGAUAAGUUCAAGGCUCGUCUAGUACCUCAAGGCUUUAGACAAAAAGAGGGAAUUGAUUUCUUUGAUACGUAUGCACUAGUAGCUAGAAUAGCUACAAUAAGAUUGUUGAUUGCUCUUGCAGCGAUAAACGUCGACAGUUUCCACCAAAUGGAUGUCAAAACGGCAUUCUUGAAUGGUGAUCUAGAAGGCAACGAGAAGGUUUUAUACUAUCAAGACAAGCACACAAGGUGUGCAAGUUUGAUGAUAACGGCCAUGGAGUUCAUCUUCUUCUUCACAAGUUUCCUGUUUUGGUGA